AUGACCGACUUUUCCAAAGCCGAGAUCUCCGACAACAUCCAAGUCCAAACCAAGCAGACUCUAUCCACGCAAUGCCUCGGAACAGGCGACCACUUUCCUGGACAUCUCAAUCGGACUAGAUGGUCUCGUAAACGAGGACAACGCCAUAGACGAACCAAUCGGAGCAGCCUGACAGACGGACCGCAGUCAAUGGCUCGCCUGUCUUGA
Molecule: messenger RNA, 207 nt
Organism: Blastomyces dermatitidis ER-3
Lineage: Eukaryota; Fungi; Ascomycota; Eurotiomycetes; Onygenales; Ajellomycetaceae
Exons: 1
Coding region: 1-207 (68 amino acids)
Source: RefSeq, a predicted model, not a curated record